Molecule: messenger RNA, 2843 nt
Organism: Eptesicus fuscus (big brown bat)
Lineage: Eukaryota; Metazoa; Chordata; Mammalia; Chiroptera; Vespertilionidae
Gene: ARHGAP17
Product: Rho GTPase activating protein 17
Exons: 20
Coding region: 149-2767 (872 amino acids)
Biological process (GO): signal transduction; regulation of Rac protein signal transduction; regulation of actin cytoskeleton organization
Cellular component (GO): cytosol; cytoplasm; intracellular anatomical structure
Molecular function (GO): GTPase activator activity; protein binding
Source: RefSeq, a predicted model, not a curated record
GUCCAGGGCCGGCGGGCGGCGCCGCUGGAAGUGACGCGCGGGGGCGGGCCCAGGCUGGGGAGUCGCCGCCGCCGGCCGGGAAGCGAUGUAGGAGCCGCAGCCCGUCUGCCCCGCGUCCCGCCGGCUGAGCCCGGGCCCCACCGCCGCCAUGAAGAAGCAGUUCAACCGCAUGAAGCAGCUGGCCAACCAGACCGUGGGCAGAGCUGAGAAAACAGAAGUCCUCAGUGAAGAUCUGCUACAGAUCGAACGGCGCCUGGAUGCGGUGCGGUCAAUGUGCCACCACUCUCACAAGCGCCUGACGGCAUGCUUCCAGGGCCAGCAUGGCACGGACGCCGACAAGAGACACAAAAAGCUCCCUCUGACAGCUCUCGCUCAGAACAUGCAAGAGGCAUCGGCACAGCUAGAGGACUCUCUCCUGGGGAGGAUGCUGGAGACGUGUGGAGAUGCCGAGAAUCAGCUGGCUCUUGAACUCUCUCAGCACGAGGUCUUUGUUGAGAAGGAGAUUGUGGACCCCCUGUGUGGCAUAGCAGAGGUGGAGAUUCCCAACAUCCAGAAACAGAGGAAACAGCUUGCCAAGUUGGUGUUAGACUGGGACUCAGUCAGAGCCAGGUGGAACCAGGCUCACAAAUCUUCAGGAACCAACUUUCAGGGGCUUCCGUCAAAAAUAGACACCCUGAAGGAAGAGAUGGACGAAGCUGGGAAUAAAGUAGAACAGUGCAAGGACCAGCUGGCAGCUGAUAUGUACAGCUUCAUGGCCAAAGAGGGCGAGUACAGCAAGUUCUUUGUCACGUUAUUAGAAGCCCAAGCAGAUUACCAUAGAAAAGCAUUAGCAGUCUUAGAAAAGGCCCUUCCCGAAAUGCAAGCCCAUCAAGAUAAGUGGGCGGAGAAGCCAGCCUUCGGGACUCCGUUGGAGGAACACCUGAAGCGGAGUGGCCGAGAGAUCGCGCUGCCCAUCGAAGCCUGUGUGAUGCUGCUGCUGGAGACGGGCAUGAAGGAGGAGGGCCUUUUCCGAAUUGCGGCUGGGGCCUCCAGAUUAAAGAAACUGAAAGCUGCCUUAGACUGUUCUACUUCUCACCUGGAUGAGUUUUAUUCCGACCCCCAUGCUGUAGCAGGUGCUUUGAAAUCCUACCUACGGGAGCUGCCCGAGCCGCUGAUGACCUUUCAUCUGUAUGAGGAAUGGACGCAAGUUGCCAGUGUGCAGGAUCAAGACAAAAAACUUCAAGAUUUAUGGCGAAUAUGUCAGAAGUUGCCACCACAAAAUUUUGUUAACUUUAGGUAUUUAAUCAAGUUCCUUGCAAAGCUUGCUCAGACCAGCGACGUUAAUAAAAUGACUCCCAGCAACAUUGCCAUUGUCUUAGGCCCUAACUUGUUAUGGGCCAGAAAUGAAGGGACGCUGGCUGAGAUGGCAGCCGCCACCUCCGUGCACGUGGUCGCGGUCAUCGAACCCAUCAUUCAGCACGCCGACUGGUUCUUCCCUGGAGAGGUGGAAUUUAAUGUAUCAGAAGCAUUCGUACCUGUUGCCCCCCCAAACUCCAACCACUCAUCCCACACUGGAAAUGAAUCUGACUCGGGGACCCUGGAGAGGAAGCGACCUGCCAGCAUGGCGGUGAUGGAAGGGGACUUGGUGAAGAAGGAGAGCUUUGGUGUGAAGCUUAUGGACUUCCAGGCCUACCGGCGGGGUGGCACCCUAAAUAGAAAGCACGUAUCCCCUGCUUUCCAGCCGCCACUCCCGCCCACAGAUGGCAGCACCUUGGCUCCUGCGGGCCCAGAGCCCCCUUCCCAGAGCUCUAGGGCUGAAAGCAGCGCAGGGGGUGGGCCUGUUCCCUCCUCUGCGGGCGCACUGGAGCAGGGGCCGAGCCCAGGCGACAGCAGUCCUCCCAAACCCAAGGACUCUGCAGCUACAGCCUUGCCCACGCUGGCCCCGGGAAGAAACAGCAGUCAGGUGGCCAGUGGCCAAAGCCAGGGGCAGGGGCAGCCCCCUGCCGGCUCCCAUCAGCUCUCUGUCAGCCCAGCGCACAGCUCCACUGGCUCCAGUCCUCACACUUUGCGGCGAGCUGUUAAGAAACCUGCUCCAGCACCCCCGAAACCAGGAAACCCACCUCCUGGCCAGCCCGGGGGCCAGAGCGCCCCAGGGACAGCGCAGCAGACACCCAGCUUGUCACUGAAGGCAGCCACUGGAAAUCCGUCUCCUCCUGUCCCACAUGCAGGCCCAGCCCCCGGGCAGCCGUGCGCCACCUCACAGCUGUGUGGGCCCCGGAGAGCCUCAGGCAGCCUGGCUCCUAUGCAGGCACCCAGUCACCCUCCACCGCAGCCCCCCACGCAGGUGCCGCCGUCACAGGCCAGGCCAGGGGAGCAGGGACUGGAGCAGCCCACACACACCCCACCCAGGACGCCCACCCCCCCCAGCACUCCGCCCUUAGCUAAGCAGAGCCCGGGCCUGCUGGCCACCCAGCACCCUGUGGCAGGCCACCCUGAGACUGCACAGCCACAUGCCGGGACCUUACCGAGACCGAGACCAGUACCAAAGCCCAGGAACCGACCCAGCGUGCCCCCACCCCCGCACCCUCCUGGGGCCCACCCAGCGGCCGAUGGCAGCCUCUCCAGCGCAGUGCCUACCGCCUCCAAAAUAGUGACGGACGCCAAUUCGAGGGUGUCAGAACCGCUUCGCAGCGUCUUUCCGGACCUGCACUCAGACUCAGACAGCACAGACCUGCCCGGCCGCCUUUUGUUGGACAUGGACAAUGACACAGAGAGCACCGCCCUGUGAAGAAAGCCCGCCGCAGCCCUUCCACCCUGAGAGGGAACAGGGCAGGCGGACGGACCUCCGCAGACCCAACAGUGAG